Messenger RNA from Cutaneotrichosporon oleaginosum, 1690 nucleotides. RefSeq lists its product as uncharacterized. NCBI's taxonomy places the organism in Eukaryota, Fungi, Basidiomycota, Tremellomycetes, Trichosporonales, Trichosporonaceae. Gene Ontology annotation, biological process: aromatic amino acid biosynthetic process. The record is from RefSeq and is a predicted model, not a curated record. Gene Ontology annotation, molecular function: 3-deoxy-7-phosphoheptulonate synthase activity.
CUCGACUCUCUCCCUCUCCAUCUCCAUCUCCACCUCAUCGUCUAUCCACCACACAAUGGUAGCCUGGACGCCCUCGUCGUGGCGCGAAAAGCCAAUUACGCAGGACGUGACGUAUCCCGACGCUGCGGACCAUGCGCGCGUCGUGCGCAAGCUCAAACACCUGCCCCCGCUUGUGUCGACCCAGGAGAUCGACUCGUUAGCCGAGCAGAUGGCUGAUGUUGCUGCGGGCAAGGCGUUCCUCCUCCAGGGAGGUGACUGCGCCGAGUUGUUCGACUACUGUUCAGAGACGCCCAUCGAGCACAAGCUCUCACUCAUCCUCAUCAUGUCCCUCAUCCUGCUGAACGGCGCGCACAUCCCCAUUGUCCGCAUCAUGCGCAUCGCGGGACAAUACGCGAAGCCGCGCUCGAAGCCAACCGAGAUGGUGGACAUGCCCGACGACAACGGGCAAACGGUAAAGAAGGAGGUGCUGUCGUUCCGCGGCGACAACGUGAACGGGUAUGACAUGACGGAGCGCGCGCCUGAUCCGGACCGCCUCGUCGCGGCCUACUUCCACUCGGCCGCGACGCUCAACUACAUCCGGACGCUGCUCAGCUCAGGCUUCGCGGACCUGCACAAGCCGCUGGAGUGGAGCUUCUCGUACGUCCGCAACCCCGAGCUGCAGAAGCAGUUCGAGAACGUCGUCGAGAACCUCCAAGACCGCCUCGAGUUCAUGAAAGUCGCGACGGGCGGCGCGGGCGGCAGCGAGCGCGGCGGCACGCGGACCGUCAACAUCUUCACCAGCCACGAGGCUUUGCUCCUCGAGUACGAGGAGGCGUUCACGCGCUCGUCGGGCUUCGUCGGGCCGUCCGUCUCGGCGCCCACCUCGCGCCCCACGACGCCGGGACCCAGCCGCUCCGCGUCCAUCGCGCGCGGCGAGCGCUCGCCCGCCUCCUCCGGCGUCCUCCCCCCGAAGCGCUACUACAACACGAGCGCGCACUUCAUCUGGAUCGGCGACCGGACGCGCCAGCUCGACGGCGCGCACAUUGAGUACUUCCGCGGCAUUGCGAACCCGAUCGGCGUCAAAGUCGGCCCGGGCAUGCAGCCCGACGAGCUCGUGCGGAUGCUCGACAUCCUCAACCCCGACCGCGUUCCCGGCAAAGUGACGCUCAUCUCGCGCUACGGCGCUGCCAAGGUCGACGAGUACCUCCCGGCCCACAUCGACGCCGUCAAGGCGACGGACCACGUCGUGGUGUGGCAGUGCGACCCGAUGCACGGGAACACGAAGACGUCGACGGCCGAUGCGAGCCUCAAGACCCGCCACUUCAGCGACGUCAUGCACGAGAUUACCCGCGCAUUCGAGAUCCACCGCGAGAAGGGGACUGUGCUUGGCGGCAUCCAUCUUGAGCUCACUGGCGAACUCAAUGACGAGGGCUACUCCGUUACUGAGUGUAUCGGCGGCUCGAUGGAGCUCGAGGACAAGGACCUCAGCCUCAACUACCGCACGCACUGCGACCCCCGCCUCAAUUACGAGCAGAGCCUCGACGUCGCCUUCCAGGUCAGCGAUUACCUCGCCGCCGCUAAGAAGGGUCGCAAGCCGCGCGACUUGUUCAAGGCCGCGCGCCAGUAGGCCAUCAGGCCGAAAAAGUACGCCGAUACCGGCCAUAUUAUCUAGUUUACAUCUGUGUACAUGCACAUAUGACAUGACUGCGUC